This is a messenger RNA of Fundulus heteroclitus (mummichog), 4534 nucleotides long. It is a transcript of the gene tmcc1a, whose product is annotated as transmembrane and coiled-coil domain family 1a. The transcript has 8 exons. Gene Ontology annotation, cellular component: endomembrane system. The record is from RefSeq and is a predicted model, not a curated record. Lineage: Eukaryota; Metazoa; Chordata; Actinopteri; Cyprinodontiformes; Fundulidae. The coding region runs from base 634 to 2655 and encodes 673 amino acids.
ACGUCAGAUCGUGUUUUUGGGUAAGGAGGGAGGGGGCGGCCCGUGCCAUGGUGUGUUUUCAGAGGAGGGGUGUAGCUCGCUUGACGUCUGUCAGGCUCCGACAGUUUGGUAUCACUCAUGCUUUUUAUUAUCAUUGUCAAGGAAACAGAGAUGCACACUAAAAAAGGCAUUAAGGAAGGCAGAUGUGGAGGAUUACAGAUUUCGCCUCCCUUUUUCUCUUGCUGGUGGUUGAAGGCAGCUUGUCAUCUCCUCUGCAAAGACUGAGCUCCGCUGCCGCGUUAUGAUGGGACUGAAGGUCCUUGAGAAGAGUGAAGCAUAAAAGGAUGACAGCUGGGCUGAUGGUAGACCAUCAAGGCUGCUUGUUCCUGAGUCAAAGAUGCAUGCUACCAAUUUGGAUCCAUCCCACUGAAGGCGCCUGAGCUGAUCCCAUCCUGCAUCUCAGUCCCAUGUCUGAUCCUACUGUCCUGCCAUUCCCUAUUCUUCCUUCCGGGUCAUUGCCCCUCACCAUGCCUUACAGAUAGAGAGCGAGGCGAAAGCAGACCGUGGAAUUAGACGAUACAUCUCUGCUAUUUAUUUGGUUUCAGCAGGGCUGUAUCCAGCAGGGGGGAAAACAGUCAAAGCGAGCUGGAAGAGAUGGGCCCAAGUUCAAAUUCUGCAGCUAGUGGAGCAACAGAGGGCUCACAAGGCCCAGGGCUGAGGAGGGCCUCAUCUCAGUCUAUACAGCCUUCUUUGAAUAAGAUGAGCCAAAGCGCCAAGGAGAGCAUGGGGGUAUUUGGUCAGGGAUUGAAACAACUUUUCCAAAAUCCACGUAAACGCCUCUCCCUCUCUCGCUCCACCAUCCCUUCAUCAUCCUCCUCCUCAUCCUCCUCAGUGGUGUCAGCAGGCGGCACCUCCCACUCCUCUCCCCAGGACGUUUUGGGGUCCUGCACUUCUGACUCUGAUCGGCUGUCUGCUCCUGUGGUUUCUUCUGCAGCUGGACAGGGCUCGGCCGCUGCAGGCAUGAUCAAGCGUGGGACCAGCCUGCAGAGCCGGCGCACCAAGGGGUCCGGGUCUGGGAGCGGAGACCGGGACCCCCUUCUGAGAAGCAGCCCUCAGCCUCCACAGCGACGCAACACCCACGACCCACAGCAGCACGUUAGCCGCCCGCGCUCCUCGUCCACCACCGACACCACGCCCAGCAGCCCGGCGCCUGCUCCAGCCGUCGGGGAUGCGGUGCUGUCGUCUGGGUACCAGUCUACAGAGGAGACAGACCGAAUUGACCGACUGGAGGUGAGCGGGUUGGGCCAAACACCCCUCGCCGUUUCCUACGGGGCGGACAGCUCCUUCCAGUCGGGCGAGGAUGGCACCCCGGACCCUCAGCGCACCAAACAGGCCAUCGCUCAGCUGCAGCAGAAGAUCCUCAAGCUCACAGAGCAGAUUAAGAUCGAGCAGACGGCAAGGGACGACAAUGUUGCAGAAUACCUCAAACUGGCCAACAAUGCUGACAAACAGCAGAGCACGCGUAUCAAACAGGUGUUUGAGAAAAAGAACCAGAAGUCGGCGCAGACCAUCCAGCAGCUGCAGAGGAAGCUGGAGCACUACCACCGUAAGCUGAGGGAAGUGGAGCACAACGGAAUCCCGCGGCAACCCAAGGAUGUCCUGCGGGACAUGCAGCAGGGCCUGAAGGACGUCGGCGCCAAAGUCAGCGGCUUUAGCGAGGGCGUGGUGGACAGCGUGAAGGGAGGCCUGUCCAGCUUCUCCCAGGCCACUCACUCUGCCGCGGGCGCGGUCGUCUCCAAGCCACGGGAGAUCGCCUCGCUCAUUCGCAACAAAUUCGGCAGCGCCGACAACAUCCCCAACCUCAAAGACUCUCUGGACGACCACUCGGGGGAGGAAAGCGUAACGGGCGGGGGCGGACGUUCCCUCACCAAUGCUGGACAUCACCUCCAGCUCAGUCCCAAAUACAUAAGCGACGACGACUGCUCCAGCGCCACGUCGGGUUCUGCCGGGGCGAACAGCACCACUGGGGCUCCUGGGGGUCCGCCAAGCUCCAAGGGCAACACACUGGAGAGAAGCCAGGCCUCCAGUUUAGACAUGCUGCUACAGGAGGUGCAGGACUUGAGGGACGGUCAGACACGGCUCAUGGAGAGCCUGGAAAGUUUGAAGAGCAACUAUCAGAGAGACUACACGGUGGUUAUGCAAGCUCUGCAGGAGGAACGCUUCAGGUGUGAGCGCUUGGAGGAACAGCUGAACGACCUGACAGAACUUCAUCAGAACGAGAUCCUCAACCUCAAACAGGAGCUGGCCAGCAUGGAGGAGAAGAUCGCCUAUCAGUCGUACGAGAGAGCCCGCGACAUCCAGGAGGCUCUGGAAGCGUGUCAGACCAGGAUCUCUAAGAUGGAGCUCCAGCAGCAGCAACAGCAGGUUGUCCAGUUGGAGGGGCUGGAAAAUGCCACGGCCCGGACCCUCCUGGGAAAACUUAUCAAUGUCCUGCUGGCCCUUAUGGCCGUCCUUCUGGUUUUCGUCUCAACCGUGGCCAACUGCGUGGUCCCGCUGAUGAGGACGCGCUCGCGCUCCAUCUCCACCAUCCUCGCUGUCCUCCUGCUGGCCUUCCUGUGGAGAAACUGGGACGCUCUGUCGGGGUACACGCACCGUGCUCUGCAGCCCCCGGGAUGACUAGAUGGGCGCAUCGCUUUGGUCUCGCCGGAUGAUAAGACUGUCAUCGCAGUCACGCAAUAGGUUCGGGGGAAUGUGAUUACAUUGGGAUGGCUGUUAAGCCGUGCACUCUGAGCACAUUUGGACACAACCUGAAACCGAGAUGAAGGAGGAAGGAUUGGAGCACAGCUGAGGACGCUCACACUGAGGAAGGAAAAGACUGUUUACAGCUCUAAAACGAAACGACACGGUGUUAUCCCUCGCAGGACGCGUUGUUUUAUUGUUUUUGUCUUUAGAUUUUAAUCAAUUAUAAUGUUAUUUCUAAUAUUAUUUUAUUUCUACUGUUAUUUUAUUCAGUACCAUGUAGCAUUAUGACCCUCUGCCUCUAACCGGAGGAGAGCUUAGUCAGGAAACUGGGCUGGCGACUCAGCCUGAAGGUCCGGUCUAAUUUUAUAGACACGUGGGAAUGUGGUUGAUUGCUUUUUAGGAGAAGAUAACUCUUACCUUACUGUGAUUGGUAGAUUGGAACCACGACUAUGAACUUUAAAUUGGAAUUGGUCCAUUUUUUGCUGUGAUGAACUGGUUCAGAAGGAGAUUUUUUUUUUUUAAGGGACUGAAUGUGGCCUUUGUGUCACAAUGACUUAAGAUGUUGUUUCCUUAGCAUUUCUAAUAGCUAAGAUCACCUGUUUUUAACUAGCUUGCUUUUUAAGUGGAAAAAAAAAACUUGAUUAAUGAUGGGUGUGAAUGACCGAUGAAGACAUGCUGCUCACCAUAUUGAAAAAGCCACAUAAACGGGAAACAUCUGUUGAUUCUCAAGCAUCUGCCAUAUAUGAAACAUGGAUAAAGCUGCUUGUUGUCAUUAAGAAAAUUACAUGCUAACCAGUUUUGCAACUGAGAAGCAAUGACAGAGCGCUGCUGUCUGUGAAAAAAAAAAAAAUCAAUUUGCCAGGAUAAUUGCCUCCCUCCUGCCAUUUUUGAUACGAUCAGUUUGGGGACCGGUGCUCAUCCAGCUCCGUCUCAGUCGGGUCAGGAAUGCUGCUGCCUAAUAUCGACAAUGCAAGUCAUCUCCACUGCCAUGCAAACACACACUGCCUGUAUUUAACACUACUAACACAUUUCUCCCUGCCUACGAACAGUUUCGUCCCCCUACAAGCACUAACUCUGUACGUGUAAACACCCAGUGCCAAACUUGAGUUAAAACAGGGAUGACUGAGCAUACCGAAGGGUGGCACAAUUAAGACGAUGCUCUGCACCUUUCACGUAUGUCAUGAAUGUAUUCUGCAGGGUCGUCAGGGAUGCAGCUUGCUGGGAGAUGCGGGAAAACCGUUGUGAACACGACCUCACUGCAAACCUGCAGUGGCGUAUUCCUGCACCUUUGCCUCGAUGAGAGCGAUUUAUUUUUUUUGUUCUCAUCUAGUCAGAGGCACAACGACGUGUACUAGAACCCCCUCCGCCUGAUUUUUCAGUGGCAGAUUCUUAGCUUGAUCAUCAAAACUACGGCUGCACUUUAGCACUGCGUGUGACGGCACAUGGGUCGGGCUGAAGAUUAGAGACUCGCGUUUCAAAGGAAAACACCGACUCCGGUCAGGAUCGCUGUCGUCCUCGUUUGAAACGAAAAGCAACAAAGACGAAUUCAGAAGGUGUUGUGUCAAAAAAAAAAAAAAAAUCAAAGUAAACUCUGCUCCCCUCAAGGCAACCAGAUUUAAAAAUGUAAGAUUUAUUUAUUCAUCUGUUUCGGUUUUGUGUUGAGGAGAAGAGCAUUUGAGUUGAGUGAGCCGACCAUUAACCUUGCAUGACAUUUUCAGUAACACCUCUAAUGUAGGGUUGUGUGCUAAACCACUUCAGUGCCUUCUGGUCUCCUUUUCUAAGUGUGGAAUAAAUAAAGUGCAUUCCCAACUAA